Messenger RNA from Aureobasidium pullulans EXF-150, 1784 nucleotides. RefSeq names its product acetyl-CoA synthetase-like protein. The record is from RefSeq and is a predicted model, not a curated record. The transcript has 6 exons. Gene Ontology annotation, biological process: secondary metabolic process. The coding region runs from base 36 to 1724 and encodes 562 amino acids. Gene Ontology annotation, molecular function: CoA-ligase activity. NCBI's taxonomy places the organism in Eukaryota, Fungi, Ascomycota, Dothideomycetes, Dothideales, Saccotheciaceae.
UGACCAUAUACAUCGACCUGUGAACGUUCUUCAACAUGCCUUGGAAAAGUCGCUGGAAUGUCGAUAUACCUCAGGUGUCACUGCCGACUUAUGUUUUCGGAUCACCGUCAGCUCCAUUGCCGGAAACACCUCUGUUGCUCGACGCAGAGAAGUCGGAGAAAUAUCACUUGUCGGCCUCGGAUCUCAGAGAAUGGUGCAAGCGAUUCGCCGCUGGUCUCCAGAAGGCUGGCUUGAAGCCCGGUGAUCGCGUGCUGCUCUUCUCUGGAAACACACUCUUCUUCCCUGUGGUCUUCCUGGGCACCAUUAUGGCUGGAGGCGUGUUCACAGGUGCAAACCCUACGUAUGUCGCUCGUGAGCUUACAUACCAGCUACAAGAUUCAGGAGCCAAGUUCUUGAUCUGUGCCGAGGCCAGUCUGGAUACUGGCAUUGAGGCAGCUGAUGCUGCAGGGCUUUCACACGACAAUGUCUUUGUGUUUGAUAGUGGGUAUGCCACUUUCGAUAAUGCUGGCAAAGGACGCGAAGAUGUAAGACAUUGGAGCAAGCUGCUUUCGAGUUCUGCAGAGAGCCGCAACUUUGCGUGGGAAGAGUUGAGCUCCAGGGAAGAAUUGGAGAGGACCAUCUGUCUCAAUUACAGUUCUGGAACGACAGGUGUGCCGAAAGGCGUGAUGAUCACUCAUAACAACUAUGUCAGUAACAAUGAGGGCGUUGUUCGUGUCGCAAGGUCUGUUCCAGAGUACGAUGAACUCAAGAAGUCAGCCCGAUGGCUCUGCAUGCUUCCAAUGUAUCAUGCGUAUGGCCAGACAUACUACUGCGUCGGAACCAUCUCGAGGCAGAUUCCAACGUAUGUCAUGCAAAAGUUCGACUUCCUCAAGAUGUUGAGUUAUGUCGAGAAAUACAAGAUCACUGAUCUCAAUCUCGUCCCACCAAUCGCUGUGGCCAUGGCCAAACAUCCAGCUAGCAAGCAGCAUGAUCUAAGUUCGGUGAGAUAUAUUGGCUCAGGCGCUGCACCACUCGGAAGCGAAGUGUCAAAGGAAGUCGAACAAUUGUGGCCAAGUGGAACAAGGAAUAUGAAGCAAGGGUGGGGGAUGACAGAGUUGACUUGCUCAGCGUGUAGUUGGGAUCUGACCAAAACAUCGAACUCGAACGCUGUUGGAGAGCUUAAUCCUAAUGUCGAAGCCAUGAUUGUAGACGUAGCUUCAGGAUCCGAAGUACAAAGAGGCCAACGAGGCGAGCUCUGGAUCCGAGGACCAACUGUGAUGAAGGGCUAUUGGGGCAAGUCAGAUGCCACAAAGGAGACUAUUACAAGCGACGGCUGGUUGAAGACUGGCGAUGUGGCGUACCUUGACGAAGAUGGUCAUCUCUUCAUCGUAGACCGCAUCAAGGAGUUGAUCAAGGUCAAAGGUAACCAGGUCGCACCAGCCGAGCUGGAAGCACUAUUGCUCGAACAUCCAGCGGUAGCAGAUGCAGGUGUGGUCGGAGUCACAAUAAAAGGAGAAGAGCUCCCACGAGCCUACCUCGUUCGACGUGCAGAGCAGAAGAUUGAUGCUCAGGACAUUCAAGAGUUCAUGAACAGCAAAGUCGCAAGGCACAAACGUCUGGCUGGUGGCGUUGUGUUUGUGGAAGCAAUUCCAAAGAACCCUUCAGGCAAGAUUUUGCGCAAAGUGCUCCGCGAGCAGGCAAAGGCUGAGGUGGGAGACUCGGAGGCUAGAGCAGCACGCCUGUAGAACAGUACAUAGUGAUCUCACGGCGACCGAAGAUGGAAAUUAUCACAAGAGUGAGCAGUG